Bombina bombina (fire-bellied toad) is the source of this 6067-nucleotide messenger RNA. It is a transcript of the gene CEP295, whose product is annotated as centrosomal protein 295. The transcript is spliced from 31 exons. NCBI's taxonomy places the organism in Eukaryota, Metazoa, Chordata, Amphibia, Anura, Bombinatoridae. Gene Ontology annotation, cellular component: centriole; cytosol; centrosome. The record is from RefSeq and is a predicted model, not a curated record. Bases 100 to 5688 code for a protein of 1862 amino acids. Gene Ontology annotation, biological process: regulation of centriole replication.
UCUAGGCUAUACCUGGGAACUACAAUUACCAGAAUACCACAGUAAGAGGAGAGCUGUUCUGAUUAAACAAAGUGUAAAUGAUACAAAUUAGCUGAGAAGAUGAAACGUAAAGUAGCAAAAGUAGGGACACUGAAGCUUAGUCCGAACGAGGAAGCUUUAUUGUUGAAACAGGAACGUGAGAGAAGACGGAAACUACGUCUGCAACAGGUCAGAGAGCAGGAAAAGGCUAUAGCGCAGCAAAUCCGUAAUGAUGUGAAAGAUAGGCGGGAACACCAACUCCAGCAGUUGGCAGAAGAGCUACAAAUGCAGUGGCAGGCAGCCCAGGUGGAAAAGCUCAGAGCUUUGGAAAAGGCCUAUCUGUCAAGUCUGAAUGCUAUUGGCGAGGGACACCGUCAAGCUAAGGAGAAUGAGCCAGAUUUACAGGCCAUUCAAAGACAAAUGGCUGAAAACAAAGAAAAAGCAGAUGUGAGGCACAGAGAGGCUCUUAAAGAAUUAAAGCAACACAAAGAAAAGCACCUGAAGGCGCAGACAUGGCAGAUUAAAGCUCGUAAGAAAGCACUUACUAUCGAAAAGGAGCGUGCUGCAAAAAUCGCAAGCCUUCCUCCGCCACCGCCUGAUCCACUUGAGAACAUUGAAAUUGUGAAAAGACUUCCAGCUGUGAGAUUAUCUACUGUAGACAACUUCUCUGUAUCACAUUACCACCUUCUUGAACCCCAUGUGGACCGGGAGAUGGAUAUUGAGCAGCCAGAUGCCAGGGUCGCUGCUGAAGAGGAAGCUAAACGUUUAGAUGCUUUACAAAAUGAGGAGGAGAGAGAAAGGCGAGAGCAGGCGGAGAAGGCAAACCUCCGUGGGAUCCAUGCCUUGAAAAUGGUUCAUUUAACUCAGGACCGGGAGAAACUGCUGAAAGAACUAGAACAAAUGCAACAAGAUGAUUUGUCCCGGAGGAGACAGAUUGUGGCACAGGUGCCUCGACAGUUAUUCGAACCGGCUUACAGGCGAGUUGAGAUCAAAGAGGACUGGCAGAGAGAGCUUGAGUCGGCUUUUGAAGACAUGUACAAUGGAGACAGACAGGUAAAAGGCGACAUGGUUCUUCAACUGAAGCCUCAGCCUCUGCCCUCUAAUGAAAGUGUGGAUGAAGACUUGGAUCUUUCCGUGGAACCUGAACAUUUGUCUGAAAUGUUGCGCCCUCAAGAAGGCGCAGAGGAGGAAAGUAGUUUGGAUGAGCCCCAAGCUGUUCAGGAGAAAGUAACAAUUGAGCCGCCAUCAAGGCUUGUGUUAAAGAAACUGCUAAAUAAAAUAAGGACCCAGAAGGAUCAGUGGUCUGCAAAGAGUGAUUCAGAGACUUACACUGACACACUGGAAUCUGGAUCCCUGUCCAGUGAAGAGAGAAAGUUGGAUGUGAAACCAAGUACUGAGGAUGCGACCGAAAACCAGACAUUGGCGGCAGAGUCCCAAGACAAGAUGGAUAACACUGUUCUUGCUGGGAAUUCCAUUCUUCUCCAUCCACAGGAACAAGCAAUGAGAAUCAGAAUAACAGCAGAUAGGCAGAAAAAGUUGGAAACCAUAGAGCAGCAAAAACAGGAACAGUUGGAUUUGAUAAAGAAACUAGAAGAGCAAAGAAUAAUCUUAGAAGCAGAAUUAUUAAAGGUUCAACAUGAAGUGCUUGAAUCAAAGUGGCAAGAAACCGGAGGCCAAAUUGAUUCACAUUUGGAGGGGGGAAAUGCUGAACCUACUGAAGUUCAACUUGCUGUAUUGGAGCAAAAGGUGUUAGGUGCACCAGUUUCAGAUUUAAAUUGCUCUGAAGACAGUCCACAUAUUCAGAUUAUUCGGGAGUAUCAGCAACGGCUUAUACAGCAAAAUAGGCAGCACCAGCAGUCGGUAGAAGAAGCUAGAAAACGUUUACAGGAAUAUCAGUUGUUAUUGAAGAAACGAUAUUCAAACUUAUCUUCAGCCCCUAAUAAAACUGCAGCAGAGAUUCAAAAUCAUAGGGACCAAAAACCAAGUACUGAGUCCCAUCCAUCAUCUGAAGAGACUCUCCCAAUGCACAAAUAUCCAUUGGAGAUUAGUUCUACAGGCUUCAAUAUCAGAUUAUCACAGCCCAGAGAGAAACUAUCUGAUAAAAUUUUGGAGAAAGUAUCCAGGGAAGUGAUUUUACCAGGUGCAGAGCAUUGCCCACCUUUAACUUUCACCCAAGUUAAUGUAUUUGAACAGCCUGAUAGUAGGACUCAAUCUGUUGUUCCUCAAGAGCAGUCCAUUUUAAUGUCAUCACCAUUAAAAAAUGUUAUGUUGCCAGAACAAAAGCUUCCCAAGCAAGAAAGCCAUGUGACUGUCAAUAAGCCAUUUGGGCAGACUGGGUGGCAAAAGGGUUUCCAUGACAAUGAAGAAAGAAACUUACAGUUGCAAACCUCUAGUAUAGGAAAAGGACCUGUUCCUGAAGAGAUGAUGGUAAAGCUACCAAACACUUUUUCAUCCCCAGAUGAACAGUCCUCCAUAUAUAGUGAAGAGAAAUCUAUUUCAGAGAUUUACCAUCCACUUCCUUCAGAUUUGUCUUUAGGUUGUCCACAAGGUGAUUCACUGUUUGUCUCUAAGCCCCAUGAGAUCCUGGCAGAUCAGGAACUGCAUGCAAAGCAAAAUUUAUCUUCGCCCCUUGGAGAGAUUUCAAAUGUCCGGGAAUUCCGUGAGAAAUUACUUUCCUCUACUGCAGAGAUUCAAGUCCAACAGGAUCAUUUGAGGGACAUGCAGCUGCAUUUGGAUAAGCAAAGGGAAUCUCUACAGUCAAAGCAGAAAAUUCAGGAAGUAUUACUAAUACGCAGACAGAAAGACCUGGAGGAACAAAUGAGGAAUCAUCAAGAGACAUUAGAGAAAUUUCUCAGCGGUAAAGAGUCCAAGCAAAGAACGCUGCCUGCAGACUUAUGCCUGGUUUCGAAGACUGAGCGUUUUGAUCUUAUGUCCUCUAUGUUGAAAGCAUUGGAACAUGGCAACCAAGAAGACGUUAGCCAGGGAAAUGUCUGCAGAUUAAGAGUUCCAGCAAGAGAGCAGCGAUUAAAACACUCAAAGCCACCUGUUACAAAAACUAAAUUGGGACCUAUGUUGGAACAACAUGAACUGAGUGCUAUUCAGGAAGUGGAAACGCCAAUGAGUGGCAGGAGGUCUACUUCAGGAAUGGUGCAACAUAAGGCAAGCAGCCCAGGCCUUAAAAACAGUGGAGAAGAAGGUGCUGGUUAUGACGUUGAAAUUAGCAGGAUAAGUGGCAGCAGUGACUCUUCUCAAAGCAAUUUUAAUCUCUCUAGAAUCUCAUACAGCAGCAGAGACCAAAGUUGUGAUGAAAAUCAAACCAGUCAUCGAAGCCUAACUUGGCGAGAGAUGCUUUCUAUGGAAUCCGCAUUACAUGACUUUAGUAAUAGAGAUCAAUCUUCAGUGCAACAUGGUCAGUCUAGUUAUUCUACAAAUACUUCAUCAGGAUCCCUUAUGAACACUUCUUUUCAGAACACAUCAGCCCGUGUAAAAUCAAGCAUGCCAAUCUGCCCACAUUCUCAGAAUUUAGAGGCUUUAUAUAACUAUUUGUCAACAACUGCUCCAUCUCCUGGCAGUUUCCUGACCCGUGCGAAGACAGACCCAAGCCUCAUUAACCAAGAACAACAUCAUGGCCAGGCUAGUUAUUCUGCAGAGACACCCAAAUUUAUUUUGAACCCUACUGUUAAGUACACCUCUUCACUUCACGUAAGACCCGGCAUGCUGUUCAGUCCACAACCUCAGAGUCCAGAUGCUUUCUGUGAUUAUUUGUCAGCAACUAUAUCAACAGGAAGUUUCCUCACCAGUGAAAAAACUGAUUCCAGUUCUGUUAAUUCAGAGUGUGUUUCUGAUCUUCAGAAAUGUAAUUACUCCAUCAUAAGGGAAGAAGCAGAUACCAACAUGAGUCCUUUAACUGCUGCUAAACUGCUUCCUCAACAAAUAAAGUAUAAUGAUUCCAAGAGUCCACAAACGGGACUGGUUCCUAAAGAACACCAGAGUCAAAUUCAACAGAUCAUCAAUAAAUACACCAAAGAUCUCAGUGAUUCUCUAGAAAGGAGUUUAAGCUUUCAUGCUCCUGUUGCUGCCAUAGACAUUUCUGCUGCAGAAGACAACAGCCUACCUGAGUCUUUUCAUCCUUUGGAAGCAAAAGUGGAUUUUGACAUUUCUAGUCCUUCCUAUGCUCAGACCAGCACAAAAAGCUCUCAGGACAGCAAAGACUUUAACCAGUUCUCCAUUAAUUCAAGCAGUCAAGAAAGGAAUUCACAGAGCAGCUCUGCUUCUUUCUCACACAAUAGUCUGCAGUCUUCUCCUGCUCUAAAUGACUUGCAAAUUGUGGAGCCAGCAACAGGAUCAAAGAAUCAGACCCCAGAUACCUCCUCAUCAUUUCAUCCUUUGAAUAUUGAGCACACUCUAAAUGAUCCAGAGUUGAGCAGUAUGAAUCAGGAAUUAUCCCAUUACCUGAUCUGUGGAUCUGUCCUUUUAAACAGGCAUACACCUAGUCCACAAAAUCAUCUUUCUUUCCCUAGAAACCUUCCUGAAUGUGAGACCAGUUCUAUCCCUCCAGUAUUUCAGGCCUCUGCAGAAAUCAUAAGGACCAAUCAAAGUUUUAAUGAAGAACUUCAUUCUUUUAAUGAACUGAUGGCUACAAAGGCAACUGUUAAUGAAUCUGUGAUAUCGGAGCACCCAAUUCAUAAUUUGUUGGAACAGAGGAAUGAGGGCACACAGUUUGCGGAAUUACCUGUUUGUCACACAGAGGUCCCAAAACAUAAUGAAAUCUUCCAUAAUCAUAAAAAAAUGCACUGUAAUUUGCCACAAGGACACAAUUCAGAUUCUGUCUAUAAAACGGGGGCAGCACUGGAAUCCAGUAAUCAAACUCUGAAAUCUGAAGUGUUUACGGAUACAUCUAACAUUGAUUCCUCUGGAAAUCAGAAGUCUCGGUCUGCUUUUACAGUUGGUUCUUCUGCUGGUUCCUUGUCAAGCUGCUUUCUUGUCUCGGUCUCUGACUCUGCUUGUGGCAUCCUGGAAGAGCCCGACCUAACGCUAGUUAGCCUUAAUGACACCAAUACCACAGGGCUGGGUUCAGAGGUAAUUGAUACUCCAGCAAGUCUGGCUGAUCACCAUGAAGAACAGAGCUCCUCAGAGGGCAGCUUUCGGGCUCUACCAGCUGAAGUAGACACAUCUGUUUCUGCUUUGCAGUGCAGUUCCCAUGUAGUAGAAGAGUUCUCUUCAUAUCUUUCUGCAGUGAUGGACCCUAAAUUUACAUCUUCUCCUGGAAACCUUCAGGAAGCAUUCCUAAAAAAGAAGAGAACAUUUAUUGAAAACUCCUCACGGAGACUUGAAGAAAUAAAAAAGAAAGACAGAAAAGCUACAACAGAUGUUAAAUUGUCAAAAAAUUACGAACAAAAUAAUCCAGUGGAUCAGUCUCUCUAUCUUGAUCUAGCUGAUCCUGGUCAGUUUAAGAAAGUGAUAGAAGUCAAGGUGUGUGCACCAGAAGACCGCAAAUUGACAGAGAUAGAGAUGCAUCAGCGUACUAUAAGAUUAUACAACCAGCUUGAUGAAGUAAGAACCAAAAAAGAGGAAAAGAUGCGACUAGAGUCUAAUGCCAGAAACCGAGACAAGGCAAAAGAGUUUAAGAAGAAAACACUGGAAAAAUUAAGAGCCAGAAACAUGAAGUGACUGCUACGAAGAAUGAACAUCAAACUACAUCUCGUGUUUGAGACCCAACUUGUUUGUUUGAUAUUAAUAGAUUUCUACCUAAUUCACUUUUGUAAAGAAAAAUCAUGUGCUAUUUUUACGCACUUUAUGAUUACAUUAUAGAAUUUAGGUCUUGGCAUCCAAGAAAUGUAUGUAUUUUUAAUAUAUUUUGUGCAAUUGGAAUACAUGUAACAUAUCGAGUUAUCUGUAACUAUUUUUAUCUUUAGAAUAUUCUGGUCAUUUGACAUUAGGGAAAUGCCUGCAUAAUUAAGUUUAAAAAGUUUUGUCCCUUUAAAGGUUUUCAGAAUUCAGUAGACUUUGUUUGGCACUCCUGGCACUUUUUUUUUUUUUUUUUUUUUUU